AUGCUUGAAGCGAUCGAUAUUGUGCUGAUCUGCUUAGGCACGGUUCUUUCAAUAUUCGCCUCAAUCGCAAUUUUUCUAUUACUGAUUCUUAAACGUAGAAAAUUGCAAGGGAAAUCGCCGGGUUCCUCAGCGAAGGUGGCUGCUGCAAAAGAGUACUACCUCGACCAUCCUCCGACUAUCAGCGCCGCUGCCAAGAAUGGGGAAGCGCCGCGUUUCGUGUCGAGACCUUCAGCAACAAAUGUGCCAGUACGAAUAGACGAUAACCAAAAGGCGGAGACAAAGGACAGCGGCAUUAAAGAAUCUUCUGUUAUUAGGGUCGAAGAACAUUCAGAGAUCAGAAGCCAUGAAGAAAUCCAUCGUAGCUCGAAUUCCAUCAAGCGCUCUCAUCGACCAUGCAGAAUCAAACUCUCUCCAGAUUUGGCUAAAGCUGCUCAAGCGGAAGCAGUACAAUCAGAACAUACACUUGACAACUUCAUGAGAGAUCUCAGCAGAAUACGUAAUGAGGACGAUGCGGUGCUUUAUGAAGAGUUCCAGAUUCUCGAAGAAUUGGAUUCGGUAAGGGAGCGCAACUGUUCUGCCGCUGAAAAAGAACGAACGCGGAACCGAUUCGUUGAUAUUUUACCUAGUAAGUGGAGUUCUAUUUAUCUUCAGGGACGCUCAUACCGUGUUUCAGGCGACAGCACUAGGGUUAUACUUCAUGGUUCGAACGAUUAUAUCAACGCCAGCCUAAUCGAUGGCUACCGCACUGCUGGCCAAUUCAUAGCAACGCAGGGCCCCAUUGGCCCUGAAGAAGCUACUGAUGGAAGGAAGAAGAGCACUGUGGACGAUUUCUGGCGUAUGAUUUGGGAAAAGAAUGUCCAGUGUAUAAUAAUGCUCACUGAUUGCGUGGAAAAUAUGAGACAGCGAUGUUCAAAGUACUGGCCUUCUCUAGGGGAAGUCCAGCGAUUUGGCGAGGUAGAAGUGGACAUGAUCUCAGAAUCCGAAGACCCCAUCUGUCUUCAUAGGGAAUUCGACAUCAAGAAAAAUGGCGAACGAAGACAGAUCUCGCAAUAUCAUUUCCUCAAUUGGUAUGAUGCUAAAGGACCGGAAAAUGCUGCGUAUUUGCUCGAUUUCAUUGAACGGAUUUGGCACAAGCAGUACAGAAAGCCAAUUGUCGUUCAUUGUAGUGCUGGUGUUGGUCGAACAGGUGUACUGAUCGCUUUAUGGAUACUUCUCGAAAGAGCUCGACAAGAAAGAAAAGUCGAUAUCUUCGCUGGUAGUUCCAUCAAUACUUGUGAAGGUCUCGAACUAGUGUUCUUGUCUCUUGAGUAUGACAUAGUAAUGGGAGACCGAUCCAGGAAAGUAAUACCCCUUUUACUAGCUGGUGGAUCAGCUCGACCUGUGCUCUGA
Messenger RNA from Haemonchus placei, 1389 nucleotides. Lineage: Eukaryota; Metazoa; Nematoda; Chromadorea; Rhabditida; Trichostrongylidae. The record is from the annotation of a GenBank genome assembly.